AUGGUCGCCCGCUGGCGCGACGACGGCUACGACGUCGGCCCCGAGCUCACAGACCUCAUCGCCACGCUGCGCAGGAUACGCGACGAGGAGCUCGAGCACCUCGACCACGCCGUCGAGCACGACGCCAAAAAGGCGGAGCCCCACUGGCUGCUGACCGGCGUCAUUCGCGCCGGCUGCAAGGGCGCCAUCUGGGUGAGCGAGAAGGUCUGA
Molecule: messenger RNA, 210 nt
Organism: Verticillium alfalfae VaMs.102
Lineage: Eukaryota; Fungi; Ascomycota; Sordariomycetes; Glomerellales; Plectosphaerellaceae
Product: COQ7
Exons: 1
Coding region: 1-210 (69 amino acids)
Biological process (GO): ubiquinone biosynthetic process
Cellular component (GO): mitochondrial inner membrane
Molecular function (GO): 3-demethoxyubiquinol 3-hydroxylase activity
Source: RefSeq, a predicted model, not a curated record